AUGUUCUCUCCGCCCACCGUCGCCGUCGAAGAAGAAAGACAGACCCACUAUCGUCGCCGCCGCCUUUUCCCCUUCCUCCUCCGAAGUAUACUUCUUAUGGACGCCGUGACAUUUCCUAGGAGGUUGUUCACAGAAGGAGAAGAACCGGAUUAUGAUCGCAGUGUUGUCUACUAUAGCAAGAACACUGCACUGUGGUCUCAAAUGCACACCACACUUGAAGAUGAAUGGGAUGAGCUUGAGAAUUCUAAGCUGGGACCCCUCUUCAGGUUCACGAAGCUCGAGUUUAAUUGGGCAUCGAAGGUGGCACAGACUAUGCUCACUAUGCAAGUAGCAUGCAAGAAGAAGUAUGAGAUAUGGAGUGCCGUGGGUGUACAGCCAGUGCGAUUUUCUCUGAACGAGUUUGAACACAUCACCGGGCUUAACUGCGAGUAUAAAGAAGCGCUGACGAAGCCAGAGACUGUUAACACAGACGAGAUGAAAGAGUUCUGGCGGAAGCUUGGUGUGAAUGAGAAGCUUGGUCCGAGCGUUGACGAACUCUUAGCAGCGUGCCAGUGGGCCGGAGAGUGGAGCAGAGAGGAUAGGCUGAGACUUGGUUUUUUGGCCGUAUACGCUGGCUUCAUUGAUGCUCGCAAAAGUUCCACUCAUACACGAGUAGCACUGGCUAGUCAAGUUAUGGACUUGGAGAAGUUUGAAAACUAUCCCUGGGGGCGAGUAGCUUUCAAGACCCUCAUCAAGUCCAUAAAGAAAGCAGACGUGUCCAAGCCAUUCAGCCUCGAAGGCUUUGCUGAAGUCGUGCAAGUGUGGGCGUACUAUGCUAUGCCGAGGUUCGGAGAAGAAAACGGUGAUCCGAGGCCAAAUAAUCCUGAGCCACCGCUGCUAGCAUUCAAUGGAAUCAGAGGGAAGAGAUAUGUUAUCGGAACCAUGAAGAAGCAGGUGCUUUUCAAUCACAUGGUAAUGGUGGACAAGGCAGACGUGUACCCACGUUGGGACAAGGAAAUAGAUGACGAGAAGGUGGACAACAUCAUCAAGGCCUUGCUUGGGGAAUUUGGUGGAGGAUGGGUGUGGAAACCAGCUGACUGGGUUAGAGAAGGGAUAUCGGUGGUUAAGAAGGUGAAGUUUGAGAAGUCUGUGAAGUCAGAGAAGUCUCAUGGCAAGAGGAGUCUCUCUGAUGAGGCUGAUGAUGAUGAAGCGAUAAGUGUCAAAAGAGCUCGGACCUCAGAUGGUUCACCUGCGGAGGCCUCUGGUGCUGGCUGGAAAGGUCUUGAGGCGAAGAUUGAGGAGCUUUUUAAAGACUUCACCAAAAAACACUUCGAGGAGAUGAGUAAGACCCAGGAAAAGAUUCAGGUCCUCACCGCUCAAGUCGCUGUGGUAGGGAGGAUUGUCAAGAAGCUUUCGCAUCCUCAGGCUCAGGAUUCUGUGAAGUCCAGUGAGGAUACUGCGAAGUCCAAUGAGGAUUCUGCGAAGGCCAAUGAAGAGCUGGAGAAGAAGAAUGAGGAGCUGGAGAAGAAGAAUGAGGAGAAGUCCGAUGAGGAGCCGGAUAAGUCCGAUGCCGGUGAAGGGAAGACGGCUCCGCCUGGUGGAACGGAAGAUACGGAUUGCACUUGGCUCCGGACACAUAUUCCAACUGAUUCUGAGGAAGCCGAAGAGAAAAGGCAACAGGAAGAGCAGAUCAAGGCGGCUAAUGUUAUGGCAAGAGGGAAAAGUGAGAGAGUAAGGAAGCUGGCGUUUACUCAGAAAGGUGAGUUCCAAGGAAACAGCACCGCUAGAAGGAUCAUCCUAAACAACCCCCCGGAGAUACCCAAUUCCCCACCGAAAUCACUUAAGAUCAUCUCUAAACCGAGGAAAGCAGCUAUUACGAAGAAAGCAGCUAAUCCGAAGAAAGCAGAUCCGAAGAAAUCACCUCCUCCGAAGAAAGCAGAUCAGAAAUCACCUCCUCCGAAGAAAGCAGCUAAUCCGAAGAAAGCACCUGAACCUAAGAAAGCACCUGAACCUAAGAAAGCAACCGGUGGCAAUGAACCUCUAGGGUAUAAUCCAUUUGCUCGACCUCUCGAGGAAAGGAUAACACCAAUGCGGGCAUUCGUCUCCGGAUUACCGGGUUAUUCUGCAGCUACAGCGCUGGAGCCGGACAAGUUCGAUUACCCGGAAUGGCACUGGUGGUUUACUUUACUCACGGGGUUUCAAUGGCUAUCGGAUAGCCAUAUGAAGUCCUGGGCCACCAUGAUGACUCACCGCCUAGCAACGCGACCAGAGUUGUUUAAAAAUGAUAGGAUCUGCUUCCUUAACAGCCAUAUCACUCAAUUUUGGGAAAGGGACUGGCCCAGAAUAAGCAUUGGGUCGCGCUGCAUGUCUCCAUACCCAAAAGGCACAUUACCAUCUACGACAGUCUGGCUCGAUGAUGCGGAAAUGGACUUGUUGGUGGAACCCUAUGCGGUGAUGAUGCCGAAUCUUAUGCACUCCGCGGCUCAGGCUGAGGACAAAUGCGUCUACUUCGAUGCGAAGUACACGCACAGCCGUCCGAGUAAGGAUGUGCCGCAGCAAGUGGGGGCUGGAGAUUGUGGCGUGUUUGUCCUCAAGUUCAUCGAGUGCCUGGCAGUCGGAUAUGCCGCAUUUCCGAAGACGUUGUGUCAGAAAAACAUCACCAUGUUUAGGGAGCAGAUUGCGUCUGAUAUGUACCAUGAGAUCAACUGCCGUGGACCGGUCGAGGACCCAGAUGAUUGGGACAAUGUCGAUUUGUAUGACGAGAGAUUAUGA
Molecule: messenger RNA, 2751 nt
Organism: Microthlaspi erraticum
Lineage: Eukaryota; Viridiplantae; Streptophyta; Magnoliopsida; Brassicales; Brassicaceae
Source: the annotation of a GenBank genome assembly